Molecule: messenger RNA, 804 nt
Organism: Aureobasidium namibiae CBS 147.97
Lineage: Eukaryota; Fungi; Ascomycota; Dothideomycetes; Dothideales; Saccotheciaceae
Exons: 3
Coding region: 1-804 (267 amino acids)
Source: RefSeq, a predicted model, not a curated record
AUGCACUUCCUCAAGACUGCUGCGAUUUGUGCCGCUGCGCUCUCGAGCCUCGUUGUUGCCCAGGCCCCUCGUCUAGCAUUCACCAAAACACCAAGCAGUGUCAUCGCAGGUCAACCAGUCGCAAUUCAGUACACUGCGCAGAACCUGGCCCAGCCUGCAACUAUUGUACUGAGAAAGGGUGACCCUUCCAAUCUGAUGGAUGUCUCUACUCUGACCACCAACGCCCUGAAUGGUAGCUACACUUGGAUCCCUGAUAGGUCACUCGACAACGCAAGCGAUUACGCUCUUCAGAUUUCCCAAGGCUACGAGAUCAACUACUCUGGGCUGAUCACUCUCACUGGUGGUAACGCCUCCGCUGUGUCUUCCGCAAAGUCAGCUAGCUCGUCAUCUCAAGCCGCCCAAUCGUCAUUGACUGCUUCUGCUGUAUCGAGCAUCCAAUCUGUCAUUGCGAGCUACAACUCAUCGUUGAACAACUUGACCGCGGUUGUGUCUAUCCAGACCUCACCUCCCACUCCUCCAUCCAACACUACUGCUGUUGUCGUUGUUGCACCCAGCGCUGGAACCGGUUCGCCCUCCAUUCGCAACACGACCAUUAUCACGCCAACUUUGACUUCUUCGUCUCCAAGCGGAUCGAGAAGUACCGUCACUUCAGUCGUGACUUCGAGCGCAGGAACAUCAUCUCGCGGCUCGUCAAGCUCGACUGCAGCAAGCGCUUCUAGUACCGGCGCCGCAUCAACCAUGGCCAAAGCUAGUACUCCUGUCCUUGCACUCUUCGGUGUUGCUGCAGUCUUUUUCUUCCAGUAG